UCCAUCCACCCGUCAUCUUGCACGACACCCGCCAUCUUGCAGGACACCCGCCCCAAGGCUUCCCGCACAGUAUCCAGAAUAGGUACUCGUGGGCACGUUUCAAACAGCUUUGUUCGUGGUUCGGUGCAGCAACUCAACUCCACGGCGUCUCGCCCGGGGUCUGUGUACCACGCGUGGUGUGUGUAAGCUAUGCAUGCGAGUUAGAAGGAGCGUGCGGCUGUUCUGGACAGCAGGGGGGGUGGGGGGUUGGAGGAGCGCUGUAGAUCAGGACGAGCAUAAGUACAAAGAGCCGUGUGCUGGAGGUUGGAGGAGCGAUGGCGGUGUGUACGAGUGUGAGUGUGGUAUUCUGCACUGCACUGCUGUACACUACUUCCGAGCACACGUCUGUCCUCGAACCACAGAGCUACACUGCACGAUCCUACUACUAUCCUAUACGCUGACCCGCUGACCCGGCAGCCCGGGCUGGUGUAUGCAACCCAACCCAACACCCAUGGCCGUGGGCUUUGCGAUCCGGAUCUGCGAUACGGAUCUACACCUCCUGCUCCUGCGGCCGCGCUCCCACUCCCACACCCUCCGCCUCCCUCGUUUCAUCCCAGGGGAAUGCAGGACGCGAGCUACCUACUUCCAC
This is a messenger RNA of Boeremia exigua, 628 nucleotides long. RefSeq lists its product as uncharacterized. The coding region runs from base 194 to 448 and encodes 84 amino acids. The transcript has a single exon. The record is from RefSeq and is a predicted model, not a curated record. NCBI's taxonomy places the organism in Eukaryota, Fungi, Ascomycota, Dothideomycetes, Pleosporales, Didymellaceae.